AUGGGUAACCGAGGUAUGGAGGAUCUUAUUCCUCUAGUGAACCGAAUGCAGGAUGCCUUCUCUGCUAUCGGACAAAAUGCCAACCUGGACCUCCCUCAGAUCGCUGUGGUCGGCGGCCAAAGUGCAGGAAAAAGUCACGGUGCUGGAGAACUUUCGUGUGUCUCAGUGCUGACGCCACACUUCCUGUUUCUGCGCAGGGACUUCCUGCCCCGCGGCUCUGGCAUCGUCACCCGCCGUCCCCUGGUCCUGCAGCUCAUCCAGUGUCCCACAGAGUAUGCGGAGUUCCUGCACUGUAAGGGGAAGAAGUUCAUUGAUUUCGAUGAGGUACGGCAGGAGAUUGAGGCGGAGACAGACCGGGCCACAGGGCAGAACAAGGGCAUCUCCCCAGUGCCCAUCAACCUGAGGGUGUACUCUCCACACGUCCUGAACCUGACUCUGGUGGACCUGCCGGGGAUGACCAAAGUGCCGGUGGGGGACCAGCCCGCGGACAUCGAGAGCCAGAUCCGGGACAUGCUGAUGCAGUUUGUGACCAAGGAGAACUGCCUGAUGCUGGCCGUGUCUCCUGCCAACUCUGACCUGGCCAACUCCGACGCCCUCAAGAUCGCCAAAGAAGUGGACCGGCAAGGUCAGCGCACGAUCGGUGUGAUCACCAAGCUGGAUCUGAUGGACGAGGGCACGGACGCUCGAGACAUCCUGGAGAACAAGCUGCUGCCACUACGCCGAGGGUACAUCGGGGUGGUGAACCGGAGUCAGAAAGACAUUGACGGAAAGAAGGACAUCAGUGCUGCCAUGGCGGCCGAGAGGAAGUUCUUCCUGUCGCACCCAAGCUACAGGCACCUGGCCGACCGCAUGGGCACGCCCUACCUGCAGAAAGUGCUCAACCAGCAACUGACCAACCAUAUCCGAGACACGCUGCCAGGGCUCCGUGCUAAACUGCAGGGCCAGCUGCUGUCAAUAGAGAAGGAGGUGGACGAGUACAAGAACUUCCGCCCUGACGACCCCUCCCGCAAGACCAAGGCCCUGCUGCAGAUGGUGCAGCAGUUUUCUGUGGACUUUGAGAAGCGCAUUGAGGGCUCGGGGGACCAGAUCGACACCUACGAGCUGUCGGGCGGAGCCAGGAUCAACCGCAUCUUCCACGAGCGCUUCCCCUUCGAGCUGGUCAAGAUGGAGUUUAAUGAGAAGGAGCUUCGUAAGGAGAUCAGCUACGCCAUCAAGAACAUUCAUGGAAUAAGAACUGGCCUCUUCACUCCGGACAUGGCCUUUGAGACCAUUGUGAAAAGACAGAUCGGGAAGAUCAAAGAGCCCUGCCAGAAAUGCGUGGACAUGGUCAUUUCUGAGCUAGUCAAUACCGUUAGGCAGUGUACCAAGAAGCUAGCCCAGUACCCCAUGCUGAGGGAGGAGAUGGAGCGCAUCGUGACACAGCAUAUCAGAGACCGCGAGAGCCGCACCAAGGACCAGGUGAUGCUACUGAUUGACAUUGAGCUGGCCUACAUGAACACCAAUCAUGAGGACUUCAUCGGCUUCGCCAACGCUCAGCAGAGGAGCAACCAGAUGAGCAAGAAGAAGGCCAUUGGGAAUCAGGAUGAGAUCAUGGUCAUCCGGAAGGGCUGGCUGACCAUCAAUAACAUCGGCAUCAUGAAGGGCGGAGCCAAGGAGUACUGGUUCGUCCUGACGGCCGAAUCCCUGUCCUGGUACAAGGAUGAUGAGGAGAAGGAGAAGAAGUACAUGCUGCAGGUUGAUAAUCUGAAGCUGAGGGAUGUGGAGAAGGGCUUUAUGUCCAGCAAGCACAUCUUCGCCCUGUUCAACACUGAGCAGAGGAACGUGUACAAGGACUACCGGCAGCUGGAGCUGGCCUGUGAAUCACAGGAAGAGGUGGACAGCUGGAAGGCCUCCUACCUGCGUGCCGGCGUUUACCCAGAACGCAUCACGGUAGGGACGUGCACAAGGCACAGCAAAAACCCACACCGCACAGUUAAAAGCACUGAGUAA
This is a messenger RNA of Conger conger (European conger), 1989 nucleotides long. Its product is annotated as dynamin-1-like. The record is from RefSeq and is a predicted model, not a curated record. Gene Ontology annotation, cellular component: membrane; cytoplasm; microtubule. Bases 1 to 1989 code for a protein of 662 amino acids. Lineage: Eukaryota; Metazoa; Chordata; Actinopteri; Anguilliformes; Congridae. The transcript has 18 exons. Gene Ontology annotation, molecular function: GTP binding; GTPase activity; microtubule binding.